This is a messenger RNA of Merops nubicus (carmine bee-eater), 1762 nucleotides long. It is a transcript of the gene DHRS3, whose product is annotated as dehydrogenase/reductase (SDR family) member 3. The annotation marks the transcript as partial. The record is from RefSeq and is a predicted model, not a curated record. Gene Ontology annotation, cellular component: lipid droplet. The transcript has 5 exons. NCBI's taxonomy places the organism in Eukaryota, Metazoa, Chordata, Aves, Coraciiformes, Meropidae. Gene Ontology annotation, molecular function: oxidoreductase activity, acting on the CH-OH group of donors, NAD or NADP as acceptor.
AUCAUCCUGUGGGGUCGCACUGAGAAAUGCCUGAAGGAGACCACGGAGGAGAUCAGGCUGAUGGGGACAGAGUGCCACUACUUCGUGUGUGACGUGGGCAAUCGGGAGGAGGUGUACCGGCAGGCCAAGGCCGUGCGCGAGAAGGUGGGUGAUAUCACUAUCCUGGUGAACAACGCUGCCGUGGUCCAUGGUAAGAGCCUGAUGGACAGUGAUGAUGAUGCACUGCUGAAAUCCCAACAUAUAAACACCCUGGGACAGUUCUGGACCACCAAAGGAUUCCUGCCAAGGAUGCUGGAGCUGCAGAAUGGACACAUUGUUUGCCUGAACUCUGUGCUGGCCUUGUCAGCCAUCCCGGGUGCCAUUGACUACUGCACCUCCAAAGCCUCCUCCUUUGCCUUUAUGGAGAGCCUGACCCUGGGGCUGCUGGACUGCCCGGGGGUGAAUGCCACCACAGUCCUGCCCUUCCACACCAGCACCGAGAUGUUUCAGGGCAUGAGAAUCAGGUUCCCUAAUAUUUUUCCUCCUCUCAAGCCAGAGACAGUGGCUAGGAGGACAGUAGAAGCUGUUCAGAUGAAUCAAGCCUUCCUGCUCCUUCCAUGGACAAUGCAUGUUCUUGUCAUCCUAAAAAGCAUUCUCCCUCAGGCAGCACUUGAAGAAAUCCACAAGUUUUCUGGGAGCUACACCUGCAUGAACACUUUCAAAGGACGAACAUAGACUCGGUGGCACAAGGACUAUUCUUCAGUGAGACCAACACAAGCAUGAAAACCCUGACAGGACUGUGAAUCAGCAGGCUUGGCUUUUAGCCUGUUCAUGUGACUUGUGCUGCUCUGAGGCAACACAUUUCUUGCAGGUCAUAUCCAUAGUAACACGACCUUUGCACAGGAUUGAGUGACUAGACUAUGGACCCUUGGAAAGGAAAACAGAAAGUGUGAAAUGUUUAUGCCAUGUUUAAUUCUGUAGAGUUCCAUUGUUAAAUCUGCUCAUAGCUGUAAGAUGUCACUUUUGUUUCUCGAGUGUCUGUAGGCUGCCUCAGCUGGGAGGCAGCACAUCACACCCCAUACCUACUUUAUCCCCUCUCUUCAGAGAAACUGCAAUUACAAACUGCUACUGGUUUCAUUUCCGCUGGUUUUUGAUAGGGGAACUUAAAAAAUACUUUGAAGAACUAGAAGUUGCAGACAUUUAAGAGAAACUUCCUUCCCUUUAUUUACAUCCCCUGAUGAAGCUGUUCCCAGCUCACAUCAGGGAAGGGGCAAACUGUGGAGCAGUGUUUUCCUUGUGAAAGGCCACCCAGGACUUCUGUCUGGAAGGACUGUGCUGGGCCCAGGAAGGCUGUCUGACUUCACCUGUGAAGGCUGGAGAGGAACCCCCAGUCAGAAUCCCCAGUCAGAAGACCAGGCAGUUUGAAUAGUGGGAGAUUCUUUCUGUCACUGAACUGAUAAAUGAAAUCUAAUUGCCUUUCUAAAUAUUUUUGUUCAUUUAUGAUGAAAUAUAUAUAUAUAUUUUUAGCAUUAAUCCCAGAUUGCCACGCACGUAGGCAGCAUCACAUUGAGGAUGAACUAAAUGUAGAACUAAAACUAGAGCCUGCUUGUACAAACAUGCAUUCACUGACAUAAUCCAUGCAGAGGAAAAUCCAUUGUAUCAAUCUGCACAGUGGAGUAAGUGGAAUAGCACUCUAAAAAUAGAAGAGACAGUUCUGUAGUGCUCAUGAAAUGUGGAGUUUGGAAGCACAGUUAGCAAAGACCUGAUUAAAUGCACGUUGAAU